AAAGGUUUUAUUAUUCGUUCUUACUCUUUUCCCAUCUGUAUCAGCAAACAACCCAUGUUCAUAGUUCCUCCACCAGAUAACCCUAUCAGCUUCUCUGUUCCUUUCUCCAGACAAAAGUUUUCCUCUUUCGUUCAGACCCAGAUCUUUGUUCUUUUCGGUUCUUCAUCCCCAUUUUGGUUUCUCUUUUUCACUGAAAGAAUCCUACUUUUUGUCUUUGUACCUCUUGUGGGCUCUCUCCUGUUCAGAUCUAGCAGCUUAUUGGAUCAUAUACUGAAAAAAUUGGGAUCUUUAGUUUGUUUUGUUAACUUUGCAUUGCUUUCUUGAAAAGAAAGAUUCACCAUUUUGGGAUUUGAUUGCCUAAAAGGCUGUUCAUUUCUGCUUGAGAGAGAGAGAGAGAGAGAGAGAGAGAGAGAGAGUUUCUUUCUUUGAGCAUCGUUGUGAGCCCUUGCAGAGCUCUUUGAGUGGCUGCUAUGUUGAAGCAGAGGAAGAAGUUUAUGGAACUUGUGCUAUGUCUGUUGAUAAUCUUCACUUUUGUUGUUGGCUACGGAGAAGCUCAGUCCAAGAGUUUCCUUGUUGAUUGCGGCGCAAACACCUCAACCAAAGCAGAUGGAAGGAUAUGGGUUGGAGACUUGUCUCCCAACAACAGUUUGUCACUUAGUUCAUCAGGACUUGAUGCCACUUCAUCCACACCGUUAAAGAGUUCUUCCUUUGCUGAGAUUUACAAGUCUGCUCGUGUCUUCACGACCACGCUAAACUACUCAUUCCACGAGAUACCUCAAGGAAGCUACUUCGUUAGACUUCACUUCAGCCCUUUCCCCAUGGAAAACCACAACGUGAACGAGUCUUCUUUCAGCGUGUACGCGAAUGGUCUGAGACUGAUGCUUGACAUCAACAUCCAGGGAGAAAUCGCGCAUAAGAACCUCGUCUUGCUAAGCUCUGGUCACAAUGCUACCGCCUCUUCUCUGGUUAAAGAGUUUCUGUUACCCAUAGGACCGGAGAAACUGGUUUUGAGUUUCAUACCAGAGAAAGAAUCUUUCGGCUUUGUCAACGCUAUUGAGAUUGUUCCUGUGGUUGACAAGCUUUUCAAAGAUUCGGUUACUAAAGUUGGUGGAAGCGAGGUGGAGCUUGGUUUGAGCCAACGUGGGGUCGAGACUAUGUAUAGGCUCAACGUUGGUGGUCCAAAGCUAGGUCCAAGCCAAGAUCUGAACCUGUAUAGAACAUGGGAAACUGAUUCAAGCUACAUGGUGAUUGAAAACGCUGGUGAACACGUCGACAACAGCUCGAGUAUCACAUACGCUUCGGCUGAUGAGUCACCUGUGGCUCCUCUUCUUGUUUACGAGACCGCUAGGACCAUGUCAUCAGACACUGAAGUCUUGGAGAAAAGGUUCAACAUCUCUUGGAAGUUCGAAGUGGAUCCUAACUUCGAUUACCUGGUCAGGCUCCAUUUCUGCGAGCUGGUUGUUGAUAAGCAGAACCAGAGGAUAUUCAGGAUAUACAUCAACAACCAGACUGCUGCUGGUAACUUCGAUAUAUACGCUCAUGCUGGUGGGAAGAACAAAGCUAUUUAUCAAGACUACUUCGAUCCUGUCUCCUCCAAGAACGACGUUCUCUGGAUUCAGCUUGGACCUGACACAUCAGCUGGCGCUUCGGGGACUGAUGCUCUUCUCAGCGGUCUUGAGAUUUUCAAGCUAAGCAAAAACGGGAAUCUUGCUCAUCUCGUGAGGUUUGAUUCGUCUGGUCACUCGGUGGAUAACUCGAGGAUGAGGAUUAUUUGGAUCAGCGUUGGUGCAAGUGUAGCAACUAUCAUUCUUUUCGCGUUCUUGGUGACUAUGGUUGUGUGUUUGUGCAAGAUGAGGCGCAAAAAAUCAGAUGACGACUCCAAAAACAAUCCUCCUGGCUGGCGUCCGUUGUUCCUGCACGUCAACAACAGUACUACAAACGCUAAAGCAGCGGGUGGCUCGCUGAGACUGAACACUCUUGCAGCGUCUACAUUGGGGAGGAAGUUUACAUUAGCCGAGAUUCGUGCAGCUACCAAGAACUUUGACGACGGUUUAGCUAUUGGUGUUGGAGGGUUUGGUAAAGUGUACAGAGGAGAGCUUGAAGAUGGAACGGUCAUAGCUAUCAAACGAGCAACCCCACAUUCUCAGCAAGGACUUGCUGAAUUCGAGACCGAGAUUGUGAUGCUCUCAAGGCUUAGGCAUAGGCAUCUGGUGUCUUUGAUCGGGUUCUGCGAUGAGCACAACGAGAUGAUAUUGGUGUAUGAGUACAUGGCUAAUGGGACUCUGAGGAGCCAUCUGUUUGGAAGCAACCUUCCUCCUUUGUCGUGGAAGCAACGGCUCGAAGCUUGUAUAGGCUCUGCGAGGGGAUUGCAUUACCUUCACACAGGCUCUGAGAGAGGAAUCAUCCACAGAGAUGUCAAGACGACAAACAUAUUACUAGACGAGAACUUUGUGGCGAAGAUGUCUGAUUUUGGGCUGUCUAAAGCUGGACCUUCAAUGGACCAUACUCAUGUGAGUACAGCUGUGAAAGGGAGUUUCGGGUAUCUUGACCCUGAGUACUUCAGGAGGCAACAGCUAACAGAGAAGUCAGAUGUUUACUCUUUUGGGGUCGUGUUGUUUGAAGCUGUUUGUGCUCGAGCUGUUAUAAACCCGACUUUGCCUAAAGACCAGAUCAACCUUGCGGAAUGGGCUUUAAGCUGGCAAAAGCAAAGAUCUCUCGAGUCAAUCAUCGACCCGAAUCUGAGGGGGAACUACAGUCCUGAGUCGUUGGACAAGUAUGGUGAGAUAGCAGAGAAGUGCUUAGCGGAUGAAGGGAAGAACAGGCCGAUGAUGGGAGAAGUUUUAUGGCACUUGGAGUAUGUUUUGCAGCUUCAUGAAGCUUGGCUUCGCAAACAGAAUGGAGAAAACUCGUUUUCGAGCAGCCAAGUGUCGUUAGAAGAAGUGCCAGAGAGUUCUCUUCAAGCUUGCACCAAACAAGAUUCCUCUGAAGCGGUGAAGAGCCAAACAGGAUCAACUCUUCACAACAUGGUGUAGAGGAAGCAGUGGAUUGACUAUCCUCAAAAUAAUUCUUUUGUUCUUUUGUUUCUAUUAUUGAUUAUGAUCUAUUCAGAAGCUCUUAGUAAUAGAGCUUGUAAUGUUAUGCCACUUGCAAACAUGAUUUGCUUUUUAAGGUAUUUGUUUCUGCU
Molecule: messenger RNA, 3184 nt
Organism: Brassica oleracea var. oleracea
Lineage: Eukaryota; Viridiplantae; Streptophyta; Magnoliopsida; Brassicales; Brassicaceae
Product: probable receptor-like protein kinase At1g30570
Exons: 1
Coding region: 471-3032 (853 amino acids)
Biological process (GO): protein phosphorylation
Cellular component (GO): membrane
Molecular function (GO): protein kinase activity; ATP binding
Source: RefSeq, a predicted model, not a curated record